CCCUGGGCACCACCACCACUGAUAAAUUUUAUCCCCAUUGGUUAUCCCGUUUUGUCGCCAUUAAAGAAACCGCAAAACUGGGGUUGGAAAAUUCUUGUCAUAGUUUGAUCAGUUCUCUGAAGUUUGAGGGACGACAUGGAAAUCACUUCUCAUCUACUUGCAAUUGCAGGGUUUUUAGUACUGGUGGUGUUGUACAAUCUAUGGAGGUUGAGAAUUGGUGCUCAGAAAACAAAGGGUAUGUUAGCCCCAGAAGCACAGGGUGCCUUGCCAAUUAUAGGUCACCUUCAUCAACUAGGUGGCAAAAACCCAGUUGCCCGAACCUUGGCAGCCAUGGCUGACAGACAUGGCCCCAUGUUCACGAUCAGGUUUGGCCCGAAAAGUGCACUUGUGAUUAGCAAUCACGAGGCAGUGAAGGAGUGUUUCACUACUAAUGACAAAGCUCUUGGAGCACGUCCGAAGUCAAGCCAUGGAACGUACUUAGGCUACGACUAUGCAGGAUUUGGGUUUGCGCCUUACGGUACAUUUUGGCGUGAGAUGCGAAAGGUAGUCAUGGUGGAACUCCUCUCUGCCCGCCGGCUCGAGACACUAAAGAAUAUGCAAGUCUCCGAGGUGGAUAUUUUGGUCAAGGAUUUGUACUCUCUUUCAAAGAGCAACAAUCACGGCCCUGUCAAGGUGGUGAUUACUGAAUGGAUUGAACGCCUAACCUUCAACAUAAUAACUAAAAUGAUUGCGGGGAAGAGAUAUUUUCCCCACGCCAUUAAUGGUGCAGAUGAUGGAGAGGCAAAACGCAUAUGCAAAAUCAUCAAAGAAUAUAUGUACGUAUCUGGGGGGCCAGUCGUUUCUGAUCUGAUACCGAUUCUAGGAUGGAUUGAUUUUGGGGGUCAACUGAAAUCUAUGAAGCGUAUUGGAAGGGAAUUGGACACUCUAAUAGGAAGUUGGAUUGAAGAACAUAGCCUGAGGAAACAGAAAAGUGAGGCAAGCGACAAGCCAGACUUCAUCGAUAUCAUGCUAUCAGUAAUUAAGGAUGAAUCCAUGUUUGGCUAUACUCGUGAAACCAUCAUCAAGGCUACGGUAUCGAAUCUCAUCAUAGCUGGCUCAGACACAACAUCUAUUAACUUGACAUGGCUUCUGUCCUUGUUAUUGAACAACAAAGAUGCUUUGAAGCGUGCCCAAGAAGAGUUAGACCUCAAAAUUGGAAGGGAUAGAUGGGUAGAAGAUUAUGAUAUUAAAGAUCUGGUUUACCUCCAAGCUAUAGUCAAGGAAACCUUGCGCUUAUACCCACCAGGCCCGCUGGCAGUUCCACACGAGGCAAUGGAAGAUUGUCAUGUUUGUGGCUAUUACGUUCCCAAGGGAACUCGUGUGUUUGUAAAUUUGUGGAAGUUGCAUCGAGACCCAAGGGUUUGGCACGACCCAGAUGAAUUUUUGCCGGAGAGGUUUCUUACAAGCCAUGCAAAUAUAGAUGCUUCAGGCCAGCAUUUUGAGUUCACACCAUUUGGGUCUGGAAGACGAUCUUGCCCGGGGUACACAUUUGCCUUGCAAGUAUCACAUCUUACAUUAGCUCGCUUGCUUCAAGGAUUUGAGUUAACAACACCACAAAACAUGCCGGUAGACAUGACUGAAGGCUUAGGCGUUACCUUGCCCAGGGCAACUCCUCUCGAAGUCGUCCUCACUCCACGCCUUUCUUCGGAACUCUAUGAUGAUUAAUGCUAGAAAGCAUUGAUUUACAAAACUAAUCUUGCAUAUCUCUGUUUUCAGCUUCUUGUUUUGACUUCUUAGUAUAUUAUAUGCAGUACUCUGUGUAAACUCAUCCCUGGUUAGACAACUCAAAAGCUACGUAAUAUUGUGUUCU
Messenger RNA from Carya illinoinensis, 1849 nucleotides. Its product is annotated as cytochrome P450 CYP82D47-like. The coding region runs from base 136 to 1704 and encodes 522 amino acids. Gene Ontology annotation, molecular function: iron ion binding; heme binding; monooxygenase activity. The transcript has 2 exons. Lineage: Eukaryota; Viridiplantae; Streptophyta; Magnoliopsida; Fagales; Juglandaceae. Gene Ontology annotation, biological process: defense response to other organism. The record is from RefSeq and is a predicted model, not a curated record.